Drosophila serrata is the source of this 1537-nucleotide messenger RNA. It is a transcript of the gene Hyls1, whose product is annotated as Hyls1 centriolar and ciliogenesis associated. The record is from RefSeq and is a predicted model, not a curated record. Lineage: Eukaryota; Metazoa; Arthropoda; Insecta; Diptera; Drosophilidae.
UGCCAUAGCAACCAUCGCCCAUCUCCAGACACAACUUGGCGACCCCGGUUAUCGAUAACCACGAAAAUUUGGUUGGUCGAGCGUGUGUGCGCUGCUCUGUUCGUGUACACUUUAUUUUCAAUUGGUGAAAAUUGUUACAAAACUGGCGAGAAAAUAUGUGAAAAUAGGAAAAAAGUGAAUAUCCGCACUCGAACCGGGCGUGCACAAAUGAAUUGGCGACGCCCCACACUGGGAAAGUGUAUAAAAUUGCAAAAAUAACAAAGGCGUUAACUACGGGACGACGGACGAAGGCAAAAUAGACGCUACGCCGAUCUUUCCCCUACAGUGUGUAUAUUCAGCGUUGCAACUAAUUAGUUUAAAGCAAGUAAAUGCUAGUAAAAUACGGCCAACGCGGUGCCAGUGGACAAAAGCGAGAAAAAGUACAGUGAAAAAUUUUCGAUUGUCGGCGCACGACGAAGACGAGCAGGCAGCAGCAACAUAAGAAGAAGCAGCAGCAAAAACGAAACAAACGAGAAGGAGAGAAGAAACGGCGAUUUUGCAUUCGUGUGAGCGCGCUUGUGAGUGUGUGUGUGUGUGAGGGUGGAAUAUAAACAAAAAAUUAACAAUACAAAAAUCAAGAACAAUUGCUCGACUUGGCAAAAAGUAAAAUGUCACAUUUGCCUUUGGAUGCACGGGCUAUACUGCAGUAUCUAAAUGACUUGGGCUAUAGGAAUAUAUCAGCCGAGCAACUCCGUGAAUUUCUGAAAGACUUGCGCAAGCUCAUCAAGCAUGAGGAGCGUCUGGCGGAGAACGCAAGGGCGACCCAUUCCAGCAGCAACAACUUGUAUAAACGCGGCACCGUCAGCUCGCGUGCCAAAUUAACUGGAGACAAGGAUAAGGAGAAUGCGGCCCCUACAUCAUCGUCGUGGGCCAGUGGCAAGAAGGAUUCCAGGACUGAUCAGAAUGACCAGGAGCAGUUGCAUCGUUCGAAUGGAGGCUCGAACUCUGAUGAUUUAGCUCGACUCUUCAAGGAGAAGCUCCUGAUGGAAGCAUCCAUACCUCCAGCUGGCCUUAGGGAUUUGAAUCCGGUUAAUCCUGUAGCCCGCGGCAGGCGUCGCAGUCGCAGCAAGACCCGCCAGGAGAAGGAGCCGCGGGUAUCUAGCGGCUGGGAAUCGGAUCGGAAUGUGGAUUUUAACAGGAUGCAACGUCGUCGGCGCAGUAAAUCUCAUCCACGCAGUACCAGUCGCGGAUCCUAUUUGGAUCGACGCCGUGGAAAGGCCAAGCACUGUGAUCCGGUUGCCCUAUUUCAGUAUUAUCAGAAAGAGUGGGCUCAUUUUCGAAGUCAGAUUCCCGGCGAGUCUGGGCACAUGAAUGCCCGGGUUGAAGUACGCCAGAAGCUGAAGUAAAAAAGAUAUAUUUUACAAUCCCAUACCUCGAUCAUUUCAUUAACUUUUAUAUAAAAUUUGUAAUCCAUUUCAUUCAUUAUUGUGCAUAAACACUUACACUUUCCAAAAGCUUCAAAAGACUAAUGAAAUAAAGAUUUAAAAUGUGAAUUAAA